AUGCCGGGCGUUGGGGCGAUCGGAGCGCGGUGCGGGCACCGGUACCGCCACCGGCCCCGGCCCCGGCCGCGGAAGAGCCCCCGAGAGAGCCCCGAGGAGGAGCCGGGCCAGGCCGGGGCCGCCAUGGACGCGGCGAUUUGGAUCUACCAGUUCCGGCUGAUCGUGCUGGGGGACUCCACCGUGGGCAAGUCGUGCCUCCUGCACCGCUUCACCGAGGGGCGCUUCCCCGGGCCGCUGCACUCCGACCCCACCGUGGGGGUGGACUUCUUCUCCCGCCUGGUGGAGAUCGAGCCCGGCAAGAGGGUCAAGCUGCAGCUCUGGGACACGGCCGGGCAGGAGCGGUUCAGAUCAAUAACACGAUCUUAUUAUCGCAAUUCUGUCGGUGGCUUGCUAGUGUUUGACAUCACAAAUCGACGAUCUUUUGAACAUGUGAAAGACUGGCUAGAAGAAGCAAAAAUGCAUGUACAGCCCUUUCAGAUUGUUUUCCUGUUAGUAGGACAUAAAUGUGACUUAGUAUCACAGCGUGAGGUUACAAGGGAAGAAGCUGAAAAACUGUCAUCUGCCUGUGGUAUGAAAUACAUAGAAACCUCAGCAAAAGAUGCCACAAAUGUUGAAGAGUCCUUUACAAUUCUUACGCGAGACAUCUAUGAACUUGUAAAAAAAGGAGAAAUCACAAUACAAGAUGGAUGGGAAGGUGUUAAGAGUGGCUUUGUUCCAAAUGUUGUACAUUCAUCAGAGGAAGCCGUAAAGCCCAGAAGACAGUGCAUCUGCUGAAUUUGUGGCAUGCCAAAGAGCACAUCAGGUGUUCAGAAGAUGACUCCAACCUAAAUAACAGAAUAAUAAUUCUGAAACAAUAUUAGAUCAUGACAUAGCUGAAUCGUAGGAUAAUAACUUGGUUUUGUAUUCUUCUGUCUAAUUCAUAACUUCAUAAAACUUUAAGUGCUUUUGUUUUUAUUUUAUUUUGUUUUACAGAGUACAAUAUCUUCGUGUGGUCUUCAGGAAAAGAAAUUAUAUAUUGCUAAAGGAAAAAUUAAUCCUAUAGCAAGACAUUGUGAAAGCGCAAUAAUCACCGUGACAACAUCCUCUCCUGGGCUAUGUAUUUUGAAUACAGUUUAAAAUCAAGCCCUGCUAGGUGAGGAUGAGAUGAGCUUAUUACUUUUGUUCAUCCUGCCUUAGUUUUGGACAAGAAAAUAUCAUACCUUAUACAUUUUUUAUGUGAUUCUUUACUCAAGUGCAGCAUUGCUCAUCAACGUUGAAGUUUAGUAAACUGUAGAAUUUCAUAAUAAAGAUAAUUCUAAAUAAAGCAAGCUGAAAGAUUGCUCCAAUAGCAAACACUUUUGAUAUGACUAUGAAUACAAGCCUUACUAAAGAAAAAGAAUGUUUUAGAAAAGAUGAUUUAUUUGUAUAUGAAAAUGGGUAAUAGAAGCAAUGAAAUUUAGCAAUGAAAUUUACUAUUAAAUAUUUUCUGAAUUGCCAGUGAAACUAAAUGUAACAUCACAUAUGAUCCAACUAUUUUGACUUGUAUACAAAAUAGAUUUCCCAACUGACUGAGUUGCAUUUUGGAGGCCAGAUCCUCAGCUGGGUAGUUAUCAUAGCCACACUGAUGCCUAAAGAAUUGCAUUAAUUUACACAAACAAUUUCCAUAUCAGCUUUAAAAAAAAAAAUUAUCUACUUCUAACUAGAUGUAAAAAGGAACUUAAAAGUGCUGUAACCCAUGGGGACCCAGAAC
This is a messenger RNA of Cygnus atratus (black swan), 1729 nucleotides long. It is a transcript of the gene RAB39A, whose product is annotated as RAB39A, member RAS oncogene family. The transcript is spliced from 2 exons. The record is from RefSeq and is a predicted model, not a curated record. NCBI's taxonomy places the organism in Eukaryota, Metazoa, Chordata, Aves, Anseriformes, Anatidae. Gene Ontology annotation, biological process: Rab protein signal transduction. Gene Ontology annotation, molecular function: GTP binding; GTPase activity. Bases 1 to 774 code for a protein of 257 amino acids. Gene Ontology annotation, cellular component: Golgi membrane.